AUGGCUCCGCUCGAACUGAACGCAUUAAUAGCAGCUCUCCCCGAGCACGAAAACGGUUGGGGACCUCCGGUCUCCGUUGAAUCAGCGCUGGAUGAAGUUCCCUAUGCCCCUUACUCAAAGGGGGACAAGCUCGGUCGCAUGGCAGAUUGGACAACAGAUAGUGGAAAGGAUGGACGGGAUCAGAGGGGUGGAAGACAAGGCUAUAACAGGAAUUACAGAGGUAAAUAUUUCCUCCAAUGCUUGAGGUAUGCGGUACACUAACAGUAUGGCACAGAUCAAGUAUACGGUGCCGGGACAUCAAGUCUGUUCUCUUAUCAACAUGCUGAAGACGAGGCUUCCUUCUCCGUGGUUGAUAACCAACGUACCAGCACAAAGACUCGCACAGGUUUCGGUGGCCGCAUGACAACCUUCCGUGGCCGCGGUCGCGGUGGUGGUUCUGCACGUGGGGGACGCGGAGGUUCAGCAGGUGGAUCUGGGGGUGGAUUCCAGAGAGCUGGCGACCGCAGUGGUAGGGACCAAGGUCGUUUCGACAAUCGCGGUGGAAGGGGGGGUCGGGGCCGCCGUUUCGGCUGGAAAGACUAUGACAAGCCGCAGCGCAAUCGUGAUGCUUCGGUUGCUGUCAAGCCUGAAUGGAAAAUGCUCGAGGAAAUCGAUUUCAACCGCCUGGCUAAGCUCAAUCUUGAGACUGGCGAUGGUGAGGAUGUGGACAACUAUGGGUUCCUAUCCUACUACGACCGUAGCUACGACAAAGCCGCCGGUACUAAGCCUGCCGAGCGCAAACUCGUUGCCCAAGACCGAGUGGUAUUCAACCCGACCACGACCGAGGAUCCUGUGAUCCAGCAACUUGCGGAGAAGGACGAGGCGACAAUAUUCGCUACUGACUCUGUGCUUUCGAUGUUGAUGUGUGCUCCUCGGUCCGUUUACCCCUGGGACAUUGUGAUCGUUCGUGAGGGCAAGAGGCUUUUCUUCGAUAAGCGGGACGGUAGCCAGCUAGACUUUGUCUCGGUCAAUGAGAAUGCUGCGGAUCCACCGCUGGAGGCUAGCGAAGGAAAUAAGGAUUCCAUCAAUGCGCCUCACGCACUCUCUAUGGAGGCCACCUUCAUCAACCAAAAUUUUGCUCUCCAAACAGUGAACGAGGAGUCAAAGCACGGCUUUGAGAACCCCAACCCUUUCUACAAUGAGGAGGACACUGAGCCACUUGGUUCCAAGGCCUACAAAUACCGGCGUUUCGAUUUGUCUCUGAACGAGGAGGAGCCUGUACACCUUAUUGUGAGGACAGAGUUGGAUGCCGUCAUGAAGACUCCUAGCGGAGAAGAUAUGUUCCUCACUGUCAGGGCAUUGAACGAGUUCGACGGGCGUGCACAGGGUAGUGGAGGAGCACUCGAUUGGCGUACAAAGCUCUCUUCCCAGCGCGGCGCAGUUGUGGCGACAGAAAUGAAGAACAAUUCCUGCAAGCUCGCCCGCUGGACUGCGCAGGCCAUCCUUGCAAAAGCAGACGUGAUGAAGCUAGGGUAAUAUCUCCCUUCCCCCCUACUAUCAGUGACAUAUUCCUAACCAGCUCUCCCGCAGAUUCGUCUCCCGUGCAAACCCCAAGGAUAACAAUCGUCACGUAAUCCUCGGCGUCGUGGGAUACAAGCCCCGCGAGUUCGCUAACCAGAUGAAUCUCAACCUCUCGAAUGGAUGGGGUAUUGUUCGCACCAUUGUUGACAUGUGCAUGCACAUGCCCGAGGGCAAGUACGUGCUUGUCAAAGACCCCAAUAGGCCCGUGCUUAGGUUGUACGAGGUCCCACCGAGCACUUUUGAGGAGCAUGAGGAUAGCAAGGCUGUUGGCGGAGACGACGAUUAGUUUUUCUUUCUUGUUCUCAACUUAAAGCUUUAGUUAAAUACAAAAAGUUUUUUUCUUCCUUCAUUUUUUCUCUCUCCUGGUAGCGAUUUAUGCACAAAAGAACAUUGUGCUGUGGAUGUGCGGGGGUCUCUAGAUCAUUAUUGCCAUCUCUUGUGUCCGAAUGUCUCUGCCAAAUGUUGGUUUCAGAAUCCGUGACUUGGGGAGCAAAUAAUAAUAACAAUAAGGCCCAGUCCAGCAUGCCCCACAAAAUAUGCGUGUAUUGUACGAUACAGAUGCCACUCGUAUAGCAUUCCCCAAAACAGCUUAUUCUUUAAUACCUGAGACUGGUCAACUCCAAAAUAUAGGGAAACCCCGCAG
Messenger RNA from Tuber aestivum (summer truffle), 2203 nucleotides. The record is from the annotation of a GenBank genome assembly. Lineage: Eukaryota; Fungi; Ascomycota; Pezizomycetes; Pezizales; Tuberaceae.